Molecule: messenger RNA, 3026 nt
Organism: Clupea harengus (Atlantic herring)
Lineage: Eukaryota; Metazoa; Chordata; Actinopteri; Clupeiformes; Clupeidae
Gene: nacc2l
Product: nucleus accumbens-associated protein 2
Exons: 5
Coding region: 893-2653 (586 amino acids)
Biological process (GO): regulation of transcription by RNA polymerase II
Molecular function (GO): DNA-binding transcription factor activity, RNA polymerase II-specific; protein binding; RNA polymerase II cis-regulatory region sequence-specific DNA binding
Source: RefSeq, a predicted model, not a curated record
UUCCUCUCCCUCUCUCUCUCUCUCCCUCUCUCUCUCUCUCUCUCUUGUGUCCUUAAAUGACUUUCCCUCGGUCUCACACCCUCCCCCCCCUGCCUGUUCUUCUGUGUCUGUGCCUAUAGCCUCUCUCUCUCCCUCCCUGUUACAUACUGUAGAUGUUGCAUCGAUUGCACACACACACACACACACACACACAGACACAGGCACACGCACACACAGACACAGACACACACACACACACACACACACACACCGGCUCGCCUGCUCGGCUCGCUCCGGCUGAGUCUGCAUCGCUGAGAUGGAGCAGUGAGAUGCCGGUUCGGCCACCUCUGCAGAGCCACCGCCACCCGUCCGUCCGCCCGUCCUGCGUCUCCACUGCGUCUCCUCUGCGUCUCCUCGGACGCCCGCACUAAAGGUCAGAUUCUGGGCUUCUUCUCGGUGGUGCGGUGGGGUGGCGAGGGUUUGCCAGAGCACUUAGCAUCUGGGCACGAGUGUUUCUCCGUAGCCUAGUGCAGUGCUGGCUAGCCGACAGGGGCAGCGGAAGAGAGGCAGAGAGAGGAGAGAGAGAGAGAGAGAGAGAGAGAGAUCAAGAGAAAAAGAGAGAGAGAGAGAGAAUGAAAGAUUUUUUUUUCCCUCAUCCGAUUUUAGGUUUAGCAUGAAUAUUUCAGCCCUGUGCCUGGGUUAGAAGUCUUUUAAGAAUGCACUAGUUUCAACUUGUUUUGAUGUUUUUUUCUUUUCUUUUCCUUCUCUCCUCCUCCUCCUCCGUCCUGGCCGCUCUGUUUGCCCCCCCCUCCUCUCCCCUCUGCCCCCCCCCUCGUGCCUCAGAUGCUUGCAGCUCAACAGGUUCUGAUUGUGGGCGAUUGAGAGUUGUGAGAGAGCUUCACUCGGCGUGACCAUGUCCCACCUCUUGCACAUGGAGAUUCCCAACUUCGGUUCGGCCGUAUUGGACAGCCUGAACGAGCAGCGGCUCCUGGGUCAGCACUGCGACGUGGCCAUCAUGGUGAACACACACACCUUCAAGGCCCACCGCGCCGUCCUCGCCGCCAGCAGCCUCUACUUCCGCGACCUGUUCAGCGGCAGCGGCGGCCAGGCGCUGUUCGAGCUGCCCUCCUCCGUCACGGCCUCCUGCUUCCAGCAGAUCCUGUCCUUCUGCUACACGGGCAAGAUGACGGUGUCGGCCAGCGAGCAGCUGAUGGUGAUGUACACCGCCGGCUACCUGCAGAUCCAGAACAUCGUGGAGCGCGGCAUGGACCUGAUGUUCAAGGCCAACCCCCCGCCACCCUACUGCGACUCCCAGACGCCCGCAGCCGCCGGCGACGACCCCCCGACGACCCCGCCGCCGCCGCCCGACAACCAGCAGCAGCAGCAGCCGAUGCCCGCCUGCGACAUCAAGCAGGAGAAGGUGGAGACGGCGCUGUGCUCCCAGAGCGAGGAGGCGCGGGGCAAGGGGGGCGGCGGUGGUGCCAGGGGCCUGAUGCCCAGGGGCAGCGCCCUCUUCUACAGCGGGGUGGGGGCCAACGGGGGGCUCCUGGGGGUGUACCCCUACGACCUGGUCUCCGGGGACAACACCAGCCCCGGGGCCUCCAGCCUCCCCGCCACAGACAGCCCCACGUCCCACCAGAACGAGGACGAGGACCUGGAGGAGGACGCCUACGACACCCUGCCCGGCGUCAAGAAGCUCUACGGGUACUCCAUCAACCACUACGGCAUGCAGGAGAAGAUGGAACUGUCCUCCAUCCCCGUGUCCCUGGAGAGCCGCUAUUGUGUGUUACUGGGUGGCGACCGGGAGGCGCUGCCCGCCAGCCUCAUCAGUCAGAUCGGGUACCGCUGCCACCCUGCCCUCUACACCGAGGGUGACCCGGGAGAGAGACUGGAGCUGAUCGCAGGCUCCGGUGUGUUUAUGACGCGAGGACAGCUGAUGAACUGUCACCUGUGCGCCGGCAUCAAACAUAAAGUGCUGCUGCGCCGCCUCCUCGCUGCCUUCUUCGACAGAAAUACACUAGCGGACAGCUGUGGAACUGGAAUCCGCUCGUCGAACUGUGACCCCAGCAGGAAGCCUUUAGACAGCCGCAUUUUGAACACUGUUAAACUUUACUGUCAGAACUUCGCUCCCAACUUCAAGGAGAGCGAGAUGAACGUGAUCGCGGCGGACAUGUGCACCAACGCCCGGCGCGUGCGUAAGCGCUGGCUCCCCAAGAUCAAGUCCAUGCUGCCCGAGGCCAUGGAGGCGUACCGGAGCGCUGUGGCGGUGGUGGUGGGACCUGCGGACACGGCCCCCCCCGCGGCGGCCAGCACCACCUUCCCUUUCGAGGCAGAAUUCAAACACCUGACGGCGUCCAGCCUCCAGAUGGAGCAGCACCUGUACGGAGACGCGCGCGGCGACCGCGACCCGCUCCGAACGCUCCCUCACUUCCCCGCCGGCCCGGACGCCAAGGCCCCCCCCGUGGGCGAGCUGGAGGACGCCGCGGAGUCGGCGAAGGGCCGAGAAGACUCGGAGGAGGGGGGGAGAGGAGGCCGCGCAGAAACCACAACAGAGAGAGGCGUCCUCACCGUACACCCCGGCAACAAGAAGGCCGACGGGUCGUCAGGCUCGUCCACCCCGAAGGUGCACAGUAGCGAUCAGCCCGGGGAGAAGGUUCCCACAGAGGAACAGUGAACUGUGGAGAAGGUUCCGCCAGAGGAACAGUGAACUGUGUAUAUCCUUCCUUCAUUCCCUCCCUCCCAACCGAGACUCCUCCCUCCCAACCGAAACUCCGCCCUCCCAACCGCUGCUCCUCCCCAAACUUGUACUGCUGCUGUCAGAGAAACGCGUGCAGAGCUGCGCACUCAAGCUGCCAAUCAAGCGACCUGCAAGGACAUCCAGACGCUAAACAGGCCAGUGUGUCUCACACUGUCAAGCAACCGCAGUUAGCAUAAAAAGGCUAGCAUAGAGCUAUGAAUCCAAUAUGCUGUCAUUUAUCAUCAGUAAACAGACAGACACAGGAAGACACACUCUUACACACACACACACACACACACACACACACUCU